Populus trichocarpa (black cottonwood) is the source of this 1900-nucleotide messenger RNA. RefSeq lists its product as uncharacterized. The transcript is spliced from 5 exons. NCBI's taxonomy places the organism in Eukaryota, Viridiplantae, Streptophyta, Magnoliopsida, Malpighiales, Salicaceae. Gene Ontology annotation, molecular function: starch binding. Bases 176 to 1618 code for a protein of 480 amino acids. Gene Ontology annotation, cellular component: membrane. The record is from RefSeq and is a predicted model, not a curated record.
AGUCUCUCACACGUGUCAGACCUCCACAUUCAUUUUAUCAACUCUCUCGACUAGAGGCCCUAUCACCCAUCUCCCAGGGCACAAUGAAUCAAAAGACAAACCAAACCAAAACAAAUCAAUCAUCAGUUCUCUGCUCUCCACUGCUUAGCAACUGAACUACUGUUGUUGUCAAGUGAUGGAAACCCUAGCCAGUUCUUUUUCAAAGAUCAUCCUUCACAAAAAUGGAGACAGACCCUUUUUCUCAUCCAGAGAAUUGAGACAUGAAAUUAGUAUUUUUCCAUCAAAGAAGCUUGUUCAUAAUGUUGGCUUCUUGCACUGCCUAUGUGUGAAACAUAAGCCUAUCUGUACAAUUCGUGUUUCUUCUUCUCCCUCACCUGAGUCCCAGGUAGACUUGGAGACCAGAGAUGAUCAAAACCAUGAAACAAAUGAAUCAAAGACAGUUCGUGUCAAAUUCCAGCUACAGAAAGAGUGUUCCUUUGGUGAGCAAUUUACCAUAGUGGGGGAUGAUCCUCUGUUGGGAUUAUGGGAUCCUGGAAGUGUAAUACCACUGAACUGGUCAGAUGAGCAUCUUUGGACUGUUGAACUGGAUUUACCGGUUGGAAAAUCCUUCCAGUUCAAGUUCAUACUGAAAGGUAUUGGUGGGGGAAUUUGCUGGCAACCGGGUCCUGAUCGGGUUCUCCAAACUCGGGAAACUGAUAAUACAAUCGUAGUUUGGGAAGAUUGGGAAGAUGCUGCAUUGCAGAAGGUAACAGAGGAAGAACCAUCUGCUAAUGGGACUGAGGAACCUUCUGUCAACCCAGAAAUGCUGAUUGUUACUGAGAACUUGACUCAUCAAAAGGAAGAAUUGGUUUCUGAUGCAAGCAAUGGAGGAGUUACUAUGAAUGUGAGUUCUAACCCGGCAAAGAAGCCAACUCCAGUGACUUAUGAGAAACGAAUUGUUGCUGAUAACAUUUCUCCUAUGCAAGAGAAGCCUGUAGCAAUUGUAGCAGAUAACAUACGUUACUCAGAGGGGGCUUCUGCUGUGAAUGAAGUGUUAGUUGAAAAGAGAACUAAGUCAAACAAGAGUACGGUGAUCAGAGAGGAUGUUGUCAGAAAUGAUGAUGCUCCAACAGCCAUAAACUCAUCAAAGUCUGACGUCGGAGGAAGUGUGGUUACUCACGAAGGAGAUCCUGUUCUGGUACCUGACUUGUCUGCAGUAUCAGUUCUACCAAAUGAAGCAGCUAAUGACAAUGAAGGUGAGAGAAGUCGGGCCUUUCAUGCCUCUGUUGGAGUUGAUGAAGUUGAGAAUCACAAUUUCCUACAGUUUGAUGAGAAGCAUGAAAUUGGUGACAAAUCACUUCGGGAAGAAACAGUUAAUGGUUUCAUUGACGGGGAGCAGCACGGUAACGAAGUCAGACAUAAGCUACAGGCGGAAGAAGAAAAGCGUGAUACUGAUGAUGACAAUCCACAUCGAGGAGAAACAGUCAAUGGGCUCAGUGAUGAGAAGCAGCAUGGCUAUGAACUCGUAUACAAGCCACUGGCCCAAGAAGAAAAGAAGCAAGAGCUAGUUAGAAAUAGUAUUGUUCAAAAUGACCUGCACUGGAUACGGAAGCUGCUAACCAAUUUAGGAUUUCUUUAGCUUCAAGAAAAUUUAUUCCGUGCCUGAUUCCGUGCUACUACUUGGUUGUCAACAAUUUUUAAGGGCCUGGCAAAUAGGAGGCAGCGAGACAAUUGCAGGUGUUAGUGUAGAAAUUUGUGACUGAGCCAUGAUGUUGUUGUAAAUUUUUCUACUAGAUUGCAUGAAAGAUGCUGUUAUUGUCGCCUGGAUAUUGAAAAGUAUUUAUAUGUUGAGUGUUUAAUGAUGUUAACUUCCCAAAGUUGUUUCAUAAAAUGAAAUAAUAGUAAUAACCAGCUGCUUGUA